Molecule: messenger RNA, 1192 nt
Organism: Drosophila nasuta
Lineage: Eukaryota; Metazoa; Arthropoda; Insecta; Diptera; Drosophilidae
Gene: SCCRO
Product: defective in cullin neddylation 1 domain containing SCCRO
Exons: 2
Coding region: 134-997 (287 amino acids)
Biological process (GO): protein neddylation
Cellular component (GO): ubiquitin ligase complex
Molecular function (GO): ubiquitin-like protein binding; cullin family protein binding; ubiquitin conjugating enzyme binding
Source: RefSeq, a predicted model, not a curated record
CCAUUUCAUUGCGAAUAAUCGAUAUCAAAGGCAGCUCUGCGUGUGUCGACGGACGAAACAACAGCACACAGAGAAAACUUUUUAUUAUAUAUUUAGUAAAUAAAAUAAUAACCACACAACACCCAAGUAAACAAUGAACAAACUAAAAUCAAGCCAGCAUCGCGACAAGGUGAAAAAAUUUAUUUCGCUAACACAAACAGGCGAACAAACAGCCAUUUUUUGCUUACAACAGAAUGAUUGGAAAAUGGAUUUGGCCAGCGACAAUUAUUUCCAGAAUCCCGAGUACUAUUAUCGAGAACUCGAUCGCAAGCGCAUUGAGCAACUGUUUAUGCGCUAUCGCGAUCCCAGCGAUGCCCAAAAGAUUAGCUCACAAGGUGUGAUAAGAUUCCUCGAGGAUCUGGAAUUGAGUCCCGACUCCAAACUGGUGCUCAUCAUUGCUUGGAAAUUCCACGCUGAGGUCCAGUGUGAAUUCUCGCGGGAUGAGUUCAUCAAUGGCAUGUGCGAUCUUGGAACAGAUAGCAUUGAGAAGCUCAAAUCAAAGUUGCCAUUGCUGGAACAGGAAUUGAAUGAUGCAGGAAAAUUUAAAGAUUUCUAUCAUUUCACCUUCAACUAUGCCAAGGAUCCGGGUCAGAAGGGCAUUGACCUGGAUAUGGCUAUUGCAUACUGGUGCAUAGUGCUCAGUGAUCGCUUCAAAUUUUUGGGUAUUUGGUGUAAAUUUCUCGAGGAGAAGCAUAAGCGAGCUAUUUCAAGGGACACUUGGAAUCUGCUGCUGGAUUUUGCCACCAACAUUGAUGAUCGCAUGAGCAACUAUGAUUCAGAGGGCGCUUGGCCGGUGCUCAUCGAUGAUUUUGUCGAAUGGUGUCAAGAAAAUAAUCAUCUAGCUUCAGAUCAGCAACAGCAGCAGCAACACUUGCAACAGCAGCAGCAAUCGUCGUCCCAGAAGAACAUAUCCAGCGCUUACCAGACCUCGCAUAGUACAAACAUGAAUUAUGGCUAACGAUCGUUUAUAUAUACAUAUAUAUACAUAUAUUCUCAUUAAUGAUAAAUAUUUGCUUUUUAUUCUGAUUAUUUUAAAUAAUGAUGAUAAUAAGCAAUGCGAAUUAAUUUACAUUUCUCGAUAAAAAAAAAAACUAAAAAAAAACCACGGCGAAAAACAAAACACGUAAUAAACAAAAUUAGUAAAUGUAAAUAA